This is a messenger RNA of Torulaspora delbrueckii, 1491 nucleotides long. Its product is annotated as FAD-binding oxidoreductase. The transcript has a single exon. The record is from RefSeq and is a predicted model, not a curated record. Gene Ontology annotation, cellular component: mitochondrion. NCBI's taxonomy places the organism in Eukaryota, Fungi, Ascomycota, Saccharomycetes, Saccharomycetales, Saccharomycetaceae. Gene Ontology annotation, molecular function: FAD binding; catalytic activity. Bases 1 to 1491 code for a protein of 496 amino acids.
AUGACUGUUGCACCUCUCGUUACCAGAUUGACUGCUGAAGCCUACCCAAAGGUUAAGAAAAAUCCUGAUUAUAAAGUUCCAGAUUCAGCAGAUGUCGAGUAUUUUCGGUCGUUUUUAUCUGAGGAUGAGAUGAUACAAUCAAAGAUUUCCGAAGAGCUCAUUAAUUUCAACCAAGAUUGGAGGAAAGAAUAUAGAGGCCAAUCUAAUCUAGUUCUUCUGCCAAAUUCCACUGAAAAAGUUUCCAAAAUAUUAAAAUACUGUAAUGAUAACAAGUUAGCAGUAGUACCACAAGGUGGGAAUACGUGUUUAGUUGGGGCAUCCGUUCCUGUAUUCGACGAAAUUGUCCUUUCUUUGAGCAACAUGAACAAAGUCCGAGAUUUCGAUCCUGUCAGUGGAACUUUCAAGUGUGAUGCAGGUGUCAUUAUGCGUGAUGCACAUCAAUUUUUGAACGAGCACGAUCAUAUCUUUCCUUUAGACUUGCCUUCCAGAAACAAAUGCCAAGUGGGUGGUGUUGUUUCGACAAACGCCGGAGGUUUGAACUUACUAAGAUAUGGAUCUCUGCAUGGUAAUGUCUUGGGUCUGGAAGUUGUCCUUCCUAAUGGCCAAAUAGUUAGUAGUAUCAAUUCUUUGAGGAAGAACAAUACUGGGUAUGACCUAAAACAAUUAUUCAUUGGCGCAGAGGGCACUAUUGGUGUCAUCACUGGUGUAUCCAUUCUUGCAGCGGCUAAACCCAAAGCCUUGAAUGCAGUUUUUAUUGGUAUUGACAAUUUCGAUACCGCUCAGGAGCUAUUUGUUAAAGCCAAAGGUGAGCUAUCGGAGAUUCUAUCCGCCUUUGAAUUUAUGGACCGUGGCUCCAUCGAGCAUACAAUCGAAUAUUUGAAAGGUUACGAAUUUCCUUUGACCAAGCAGCAUGAGUUUUACCUCUUGGUUGAAACUUCAGGCUCCAAUCAUGAGCACGAUUACCAAAAGCUGAGUUCCUAUCUUUCAAGUGCUUUAAAGUCCAAUUUAGCGACUGAAGGAGCGAUAGCUAAGGAUAGAGCUGAAUAUGAUAGAAUUUGGACUUGGAGAAAAUCUGUACCAGCCGCUUGCAAUUCAGGUAUUGCCCAAUAUCAGUUUGAUGUAUCCCUUCCUUUGAAAGAUUUAUACACUGUGCCUGAAGCAGUGAUUAAGAGGUUGAAAGAAUCUAAUUUGGUGAGCAAUGCACCUGAACCGAUCAUCGAUUGUGUUAGUUUUGGUCACGUAGGAGAUGGUAACAUUCAUUUAUGCAUCGCUAAAACAGAAUAUGCAAGAUCAAUUGAAGAUACACUAGAGCGCUUUGUGUAUGAAUACCUUGCAUCAAAGGAAGGUUCCAUCAGUGCCGAGCAUGGUAUUGGCUUUCACAAGAAAGGUUGUUUACAUUACUCCAGGAGUGAUAUCGAGAUCAGUUUAAUGAAAGACAUCAAACGCCAUUAUGAUCCAAACAGUAUCCUGAAUCCAUACAAGUACAUUUAA